Molecule: messenger RNA, 500 nt
Organism: Symbiodinium necroappetens
Lineage: Eukaryota; Dinophyceae; Suessiales; Symbiodiniaceae
Source: the annotation of a GenBank genome assembly
GCAGCGAAGAUGUACUGGAAGAGCAUCCUCAGUCAUCUCGAAGAGUCUACAUGCCGGGCGUGCUGCAGACUACAACAGUUGCUGCGAUGCCCCGUGGCCGCACAAUACUGCAAAAGGAAGCCUCGGGCUCGACCAUCAUGACACCCAGGGUGUCGCGGGAAAGGCCUUUGCAACCCAAAGACUCGUCAAGCCCGCUUCUCCCUGGCACUGGGAUACCCAGUGGUAUCCUGGUGCCGGCAAGUCCGAGACUGAUCUCGACCAGCACAUCCGCCAGCCUUGUGUCUGUGGCAACUCGUGGUCCAAGCAUCGGUUUGCGAAGCAAGCCCUCGCAGUCACAGAGCUUGUGGGAGCCGACUCAAAGUCAGCGGCAGCAGCGAGCUUCAUCGCAUCUGGUCUUGGGCCAUGAUGCCAACCCCUUCCAGCAGAAUGGGCCUGCAUCAAGCGGCAUUCCGCCUGAUGCCACGACAUUCACGGACGCAGCCCCACAGUUGCACUCCUGA